Dunckerocampus dactyliophorus (ringed pipefish) is the source of this 4331-nucleotide messenger RNA. RefSeq names its product death-associated protein (gene dap). Gene Ontology annotation, molecular function: death domain binding. The coding region runs from base 160 to 474 and encodes 104 amino acids. The record is from RefSeq and is a predicted model, not a curated record. The transcript has 4 exons. Gene Ontology annotation, biological process: negative regulation of autophagy; cellular response to amino acid starvation; apoptotic signaling pathway. Lineage: Eukaryota; Metazoa; Chordata; Actinopteri; Syngnathiformes; Syngnathidae.
GCGUCAUGACGCAUCGUUUCCCAAGCAAACAAUCAUCAGGAAAAAAGCCACGUUGACGACUCGCGACCGGAGAACCUUCCCGAAUUUGGACAAGAAUAAAGCCAGAAGCGGCUCGUGGAAGCGCGUGAGUCGGUGUCGACGCACCUUGGAGCCUUAAACAUGUCGUCUCCACCGAAAGAAAAGGUCGAAACCAAAGGAGGACAUCCCCCUGCAGUGAAGGCCGGAGGUAUGAGGAUAGUGCAGAAGCACCAGCCGGCUGCUACCCCUGAGCCACCGCAGAGAGAUGACGAUGAGGAGGAGUACGUGAGCAGCCGUCCACCAAAGGUCCCAGUGAUUGUGUCUGGAGUGGUUACAAAGGGCGAUAAGGACUUCACCCCGGCUGCUGCCCAGGUGGCGCACCAGAAGCCCCAGCCUUCCGUCCCCAAGCUGCACCCCCCUAAGAACAUCAACCAGCCCAUCCAUCAGCCGCGCUAGUGAGCCGGGAAGUUCACUGUGCUGCGGCUAUGCUAACUCCACCAGCCGGCCUUUCCAAUUGAACACAAUAUUUACUCCGCCAGGCACAGACGUCCUUUGGUCGAUCAGUCUUUUGUUUGGUUCUACUGCACAAUUUGUCUGCAACAGACGCCUAAGAGUACCAGUAUGGUGAUGACAUAAACCCCUCUUUAAAGCUGCUCUGCAUCGGUGCUGCACUUUUAUCUCCUCUCUUUAAUAGGGGGAUCUUAAAAGUGGUAUAGUUGAAAAUGAGUUGAUAAUUCAUCACACAUAAGAGGCAGGUAAGACAAUUAUGGAGAGGUUGUGUGUUUCAAAAACAUUCCAGCUCAAAGAAUGACGUGCAUAUUUGCUCAGAUGUUGUCUAUUUAGCUUUUGCUUGUCCCUUUCUGACUGGCAAUGUUACCAACAUGAUAUGCACACUCACCCACCCUGCUUUCAGCCAAAAACCAACGUAAUCCAGCAGUGCCUGUUAACAUCUAGCACCAUCACCACCUUUAUUUUAUUGUUUUUCAUUCACAGUCAUGUUUCAGCAGCUAAUCAGCCAAAUCCCUCUGGACAAUGUACUUCAAAAAGCAACAGGCGGCGUGUUUUCAGCAUUCAUACAAGCUUUAACACAGCAGGGCGUGCGAACCAAAGCCCCGUAUCCCCAAAAAGAGAGCAGACACUUCAAAAGAAUGCACGUAUCAGCGGGAGAAAUCCUAAAGAAACAUUCCAUCAUUAUUGUGAUUCCAAACCUGAACAUAGCACACACACACACACACACACACACACACCACCUCCCCUUUUUGCACUCAUUAGUUGCAGCACUAAUAUUCAGGAAAUACUAGACUUUGCCAAGAAUUAGGAAAAUGGUUUCCUUUUUGUUCAUUUAAAAGAGUUUUAUCUUUACUGACUUUCUCAUUUCUCGAGUUCAAUGGUUUCAACUGGAGUUUGGUAUCGGGUGUGGUUGUCAGAGUAAAUAAACGGAUACAUUGGCUGUCUGUCUUCAUAUGUCUCCUUGCGCAAAGCACAGCUGCAACAAUUAAUCAGAGAUUAAUCGAUUAUCUCCUUCAUUGACAGCAGUUUUGAUAUUUGAUUCUUUCGCUUUUCUUUUUUUUUAAUUUGAAAUGUAAAUAUCCUCUCUUCGGCCUUUUCAAAUGUGAAUAUUUUUGAAUUUCCAGUGCCAGCCAUGAAAGCCGACCUAUUAUCGUUUUGUUUUAGGCAAAAGAGGAUAUUCACACAAACCAGCUUUGACUUUGGAAACCAGUGAUGGACGUUUGUGCCUCGUUUCUGAGCUGCUGUGGAUUAAAGCACUAACUUUAGUUCAUAUUCAUCUGGUCUGCAGGGCCGGGGCGUCCCAAAGUGCUGUUUCAUUGGCCCUGGCACGUUCUAAAAAUAUAAAUAUAUUGGAAAAAGUCACAAUUUGAUGAGAAUAACAUAAUAUUAUGAGGAAAACCAACAGUACAAUAAAACUGUAAUAUUAAAGAAAAAUACUUUUUUUAAAGUCGUAAUAUUAGGAGAAAAAAUGAAAAGUAAUUUGAGGAAAAUUAUAGAACGAUGUUACUAGAAUAAAGUUAGAAUUAAGAGAAGAAAAUGUGCGAGAAGAAAGUUAAAACAGUUGGAAAAUGUAAAGAAAAAAGCAGCAGCUUAUUUAAAAAGAUGUCAUUUUAUGAGAAUAAAGUCAAAGUCAAAUAUUAAGAGAAAAUGUUGCAUUCUAGUGAGGAAAAAAGCCGCUAUUUUACGAGAUUAAACUCAUAAUUCUGAGGGAAAAUAACGUCGUUUUAGUAGCAUAGGGUUGAAAUAUUAAAGAAAAAUGGUGUUUUGGAAGUCACGAGAUGAGAAACUAAAGAAAAUCAAGUUGUGCCUUUGGAAAAAUUUGGGUGGGGAAAAAAGUAGUAUUAUGGGAAUAAAGUCAUAAUAUUCUACAAAUACAAUUUACAAAAAUUAUUUAAGAAGAACAUUGAAAUAUUUGGAAAAUGUAAAGAAAAAAACAGCAAAAAUAGGGGAAAGGGUGAAGUUGAUGCUUUUGCACAAACAUCACAAAGAUGAGAUGCUUUUUUUUCUUAAAAUACAUCGAACCUCUCAGCAUAGCUCCUACGUGUGUUACGAAAUCGAAAAUGGGUAAAGUUGCUUCGUUUCAUUUUUCACCAUGUGACUGAGCCAAAGUGGACACCCCUGGUCUGGGGGGGGGUCUAGGGUCCUAACGAUGACUCGAUUAAUCCAAAAAACAAGCGUGAGGUUAAUUGAGUAAGAAAACAAUCGUUAACUUAAAUAAUCAUAACUUCUGAGGCAUUUUUCCUUAAACUUUGAAGGUUCCUCCGUGCUUAAAUAAUUGCAUCCAAAAAAGUUGCAGCCGAAUAAGCGUGCUAGUUUAAGCGUCCCGUGGUGAAUUAACUGUGGGCACAGAGGGACGAGGGCUCAGCUGGUGUUUUGGAAAUGAAACAGGAACAUCAUUCCAAGGGCCGUCCAUUUUCCUCCCCCUCCUCCCCCCCUCAAGCCACACGCGUGUCUCUAAGUGUGUGCACCAGGUGUUGUUGCGUGUAAUCCAUCUUUACACAAGCAGGUGUCCUGUCAGGUCGUGUUAGCCCAAUAAAGCGGUUGGUGCGGUCUAAAGUUGGAAAGAACCUGCUGCAGCGAGCUCACACGCCAAAUUCCAGCUGUGUUGUCUCGUCGGAUACUCGCUGCCUCUUUUGGGGUUCGGAGAUAUUAUUUCAAAAAUGUACUGUAUAUAAUCAAAGUAAAUGGAAAUACAACUAAUAAAUGCAGUCCCUUUUUUUAAUGAACUUUUUUCCAGAAUACAAUAUUAAAUGACAAAUAUUUGUAAUUAAAUUCCAUGUUUGCUUUCUGUAAAUCUCCGAAAACGAGGUCCACGUGGGGGCACCAUGCUGUUAAAUCUGUGCUCAGAAUUUAGGAGAAAGACCCCAAACUGGAGCGACACAUGGAAUGUUUUCCUAGCUGAGGUCUCAUGAAUGGAUGAUUGAGGAAGAGCCUUAAUUCCAGAUUACAAACGUCUUUUGUACGCGUGUCUGUCAGAAAGGUGCCAUGGAAGCAGCCUGGAAAAAAACAGGUUGCGUGACGUUGCCAAAAGUGGACUGUUGUGCCGUUUAUGCAUCCUGCCAGGACCCCAGGGACAGGUAGUGUGGGUUCCCCAACAAUGUUGUCUCUUCCUCUUUUUCAAGUGUCUGAGCAUACACACGAAUGACCCGAGCAUGCCUUGGACCAUCAGACGUGCACACUUGUAUAUCACACCUGUCCAAACCCCAAGCACUUCAUUGUGUGGUAUUUUGUAUAAGAGUGGGUUCAAAAGGUGUACUUCACACUGCAGCUUUCUUUUUGUCCGCUUCAGAUACAAUUCAAUGUGUUCAUUUAGUGCCAAAUCACUUUACACAUCAAGGUCACAUUCAGAAAUGAAAACCAGAGAACCAACUGAAACCCCACAUGAGCAAGCACUUGGUGACGGAGACAAGGAAAAACUCCCUCUGGGGAAGAAACCUUGAACAGAACCCAGGCUCUGUGGGGUGGGGCGGCCGUCUGUCUCGACCGGUUGGGUUCCGAUAUCAAAUAGAGUAGAGGGAUAGAUGGUAGAUCAAGCCAGGAGCCUUAGUCUGAGGAACACAGAGGAGUGUGUCUGAUAUCAGGGCGCACUUCCAACUCGAGAGAGGGUGUCUGCCCCCCGGAUUGAGUGGGGGAGAUGGUUCCACACCAGAGGGGCCUGAUAAUUAAAUGCACCUCCCACAUUUCCUUUCUGUUUGGCAGCAGCCUGUUCUCUGGCCGUAUUUCUUUAUGGAAAUUGACUUGAAAGUGAUGCCACAUUUGCUCAAUAUGUUUACUUUUGUCGGAAUAAAGAAUCUCAACCUGCA